AUGUCGUUUCUGUGGGAGAAGAGCUCCACAUGGCGGUGGCUGGUGGCGAAGACGAGGGACUCCAAGCCCUUCUUCCUCACCUUCGCCACCGUCUGCGGCGUCGUGCCGGGGGUCAUCGGCUAUUGCGUUAUGCAGGUCACCAAUUCGGGGAACCCCGAGCUCGAAGCCAAGCUCCGCCAGUCGGCCCGCCCCGAAACCCUGAUGAUGGGCAAAGUUAAUCAAGAGCGGCUGGCAGAGUUUCUCGGGGAACUGAAGAGGAAAGAGGACACUAAUGACAGAUAUGUGGCGGCUUUAAGAGGCGAGACACUCACGAGAAACCCGUACGUGAGGAUUCAGCCAGUUCCAAGUUCAAGUGCCACUGAUGCUGUUAAGAAGUAA
Striga hermonthica is the source of this 378-nucleotide messenger RNA. The record is from the annotation of a GenBank genome assembly. NCBI's taxonomy places the organism in Eukaryota, Viridiplantae, Streptophyta, Magnoliopsida, Lamiales, Orobanchaceae.